CUCCCGCACCGUGCGGCGUGCGCUCCGAGCAGCCCAGGGACCCGCGGGCCUGCCGUCGCCAAAGCCAACAUGAAAAUCCUCGUGGCCCUGGCAGUCCUGGCUCUCGCCUCCACCCGACUGUCUGCGGAAGACAUCCGAGCCAACGAUGAUCUAAAUUAUUGGUCCGACUGGUCCGACAGCGACCAGAUCAAGGAGGAGCUGCCGGAGCCCUUUGAGCACCUGCUGCAGAGAAUCGCCCGGAGACCCAAGCCUCAGCAGUUCUUUGGAUUAAUGGGCAAACGGGAUGCUGAUUCCUCAAUUGAAAAACAAGUGGCCCUGUUAAAGGCUCUUUAUGGACACGGCCAGAUUUCUCACAAAAGGCAUAAAACAGAUUCCUUUGUUGGACUAAUGGGCAAAAGAGCUUUAAAUUCUGUGGCUUAUGAACGGAGCGCCAUGCAGAAUUACGAGAGAAGACGUAAAUAA
Molecule: messenger RNA, 462 nt
Organism: Lepus europaeus (European hare)
Lineage: Eukaryota; Metazoa; Chordata; Mammalia; Lagomorpha; Leporidae
Gene: TAC1
Product: tachykinin precursor 1
Exons: 7
Coding region: 70-462 (130 amino acids)
Biological process (GO): tachykinin receptor signaling pathway
Source: RefSeq, a predicted model, not a curated record